Mucor mucedo is the source of this 1623-nucleotide messenger RNA. RefSeq lists its product as uncharacterized. Lineage: Eukaryota; Fungi; Mucoromycota; Mucoromycetes; Mucorales; Mucoraceae. The record is from RefSeq and is a predicted model, not a curated record. The transcript is spliced from 3 exons. Gene Ontology annotation, molecular function: protein binding. Bases 17 to 1591 code for a protein of 524 amino acids.
UUUUUUUUUUUUUGACAUGAACAGACUCAUACUUUCAAAGGCCCUCAAUCCUUUAAGACAAACCAAGAGUCAAUGGGCUUCUGUACGUUACAGUUCGACACAACAAGCUGAAAAGCCUGUCAAGAAAAUGGUGACAUAUAUGCAUCCUACCGCACCACUUGCCAAAUUCAACAACUCACUCUCUCAUCACUUAAAUGCACGUGGACCACCCAGACGUGUACUUGAGAACAUUCUCAGGGUUGUUGAUGACAUUAAAAAACAAAACUUGCGUUUAGACUUGGGCACCUAUAAUGCUUUACUCACCGCUUAUAGUCGUGUCAGAGAACAACGAUCCAUGAUGCGUGUUUUGGAAGACAUGGAGGAAAACAAGGUCGAACCCAACUUAGACAGUUACAACAUUAUCCUCGAGUCGCUCGCCUUUGUUGGCGAUGUCAGAUCACAAUCCAAGAUCAAGAACGAAAUGAAGGAAAAGAAUAUCCCCCUGACAACCCAAACUUAUUACCAAUUAUUAAACGGUAUGUGCAAAGCGGACGAACUUGAAUUUGCUUUGGAUACAUUAGACGAGAUGAAAGAUACAGGUGUUGCACCCAACUUGCACUGUUAUGCUAUUUUAAUUGGAUCCUGUCUUCGUUUAUCCGAUGCCAACACAGCCUUUGAUCUUUUGAAAGAUGCCGAAACUUCAGGUUUAGCUGUCGAGAGUCAACCUCGUGUGUAUAUGGAUGUGAUGCGUGCCGGUGCUAACGGCGACGCUGCCGAUAUUGUGAAUUAUUGUUGGGACAAGGCUGUGGGUGUACAUACUUUGCGUCCUGAUGAGGGUACCUGUUUAAACGUAUUGCGUGUAGCAGCUAAGACUGGCGAUACCAAGUUGGCUACUGAUGUCAUUCGUCAAUUAAGUACUAGCGGAUACCCUUACAAAGAGCAUUAUUUCACUCCCUUAAUGGAAGCAUUCACCGUCAAAAAUGAUUUAAAGAGCGCCUUUAACGUGUUGGAUAUUAUGCGUGUAUCUGGUAUCCCCCCUUCCAUGCGUGCUACUUUGCCUAUCCGUAAACAAUUGGAUAGAAAUGUGGAUGCCAUCGAUAAGGCUUAUUACUUGUUGGAAGAGAUGAAGAAGGAAGACAAGACGGUAGAUAUUUCUGCUUUUAACGUGAUUGUGGGCGCUUGUGCCGAUGCCAAGGAUAUUGAGCGUACUAUUGCCACAUACCGUGAAGCUGAUAGUUUGGGUGUCACCCCCAAUGUCGAUACAUAUAACGCUGUGCUUGAGGCUUGUAUUCAAACACGUAUGAAGGGUAUGGGUACUGUGGUUGUGGAUGAGAUGAAGAAGGCAGGCAUCAACCCUAACCUCGAAACCUAUGCCAAAAUGAUCUCUCUUGCAUGUACACAACGUGAUUAUGAAGACGCUUUUACUUAUCUCGAAGAAAUGAAGAGCUAUGAUAUCGUGCCUCCAGAGAUGUGUUAUACUAACUUGGCCAAGAAGUUGGGUUAUGAAAAGGAUCCUCGUUUCCAUAUGGUUUUAGAAGAAAUGGAGACUUUCGGUUAUAAAGUGACACCUAGAAUUAGACGUAUGUGGACUUUUGAAAAUGCGUCAGAAUAAACUUUUUUUUUUACAAUAGAGAAUAAUAUAAA